AUGAGGAAAUUUAAUAGACCACAAAAAUGGGUACAUCCAAAAGAUCGGAUCGUAAGAUGGAAGAUUUUUGAGGGAGAUUUAGUUAAAGUAAUAGCUGGUAAAGCAAAAAAUGAAGUCGGAAAAGUUAAGAGUAUUGAUAAAUUAAGUAAUAGAUUGUGGAUUGAAAAUGUUAAUAUGGGCAGAAUGACUGUACCUAAAUUAAAUCCUAGUAAAAUUAAUCCUGAAAAUCAAGAUAAAACUGGUGGCUGGUGGUUGGCUUCUGUUCUUAAACCAAUACAUGUUUCAAAUGUUAUGCAUGUACAUCCUGAUGAUACCGAUGAUGAAAAGAGGGCUGUUCGAUCCGAAUGGAAGAAGGUUGAUAUUGAUGGGAAUGGAACAAUGAGAUGGAGACGUGUAAUUGCUGGAACUAAAAUAAUCAUACCUUUUCCUCAAAAACCAAAGGAACGAGAACGAGAAAAGUCAUCUUUCGAUACAUCAGCGGAGAUUGCUAGAGAAUUAACCUGGGAUAUAAAUUUGGAUCCUCCACUUCCUCCUGGUGUUAUAGAUGAACUACGUACUCCUCAUAAAGGUUGGAGAUACAAUGCGCAACAUAAAAAUCGGCCUUUUAUUUAG
Molecule: messenger RNA, 612 nt
Organism: Rhizophagus irregularis DAOM 181602=DAOM 197198
Lineage: Eukaryota; Fungi; Glomeromycota; Glomeromycetes; Glomerales; Glomeraceae
Source: RefSeq, a predicted model, not a curated record